AUGAUUUCGGUAUGGAAGUUUGCCCUUUCCAAGGCUGCCUGUAAGCCUUCAACAUUUUCUCAAACAAUUCCAGCAGUCUCCAAUUCUCUUCUGAACAACAAGAACACACCAAAUCAUCUUCUUUUCAAUAGUGCAGGAAUUGUUUCAUCCAAUACAAUCAUCAGAACAAAAAAAGACAGCAAGGCUGACAAAAAGAAGGCCGACGCACUCAAACGAACCCAACAAAAAGAACAUCAAAAGAAAAUGGAGCAAAAGAAGUUGGAAUUGGAACAAAGAAAUAAGGAAAAGUUAGCUGCUAAACGAGCAUCAAAGGAUGUCUCCGAACUCACCAAACAAAAACCACCAUCACUUGCAAAGCUCUACCCAAAGAAGAAAAUUUCUGCAAAAUAUAUUGCAGAAACAGCAAAAUCACCAUCAUUUUUGAAUGAAUUUGUGAACACCAAGAAGAAUGUUGAUGUUUCUAAAACUGGAGAAGAUACAGGCUACUUUGGACUCAAAAUUUUCAAAGAUGGUACAUCAAUGAGAGACUCUUUGGUGAUUGCCAAGACCAAGGUUGAUGAUUUGGUGAAAAGCAUUGAAAAUGGAGAGAAUGUUUCAGCCAGUGUAUCCGAGUUGAACAAAUUGAGACUUGAAUAUUCAACAACUCUAGAAACAUUUGCCAAAUUGCAUCCAUUUGAAGAUUUGGCUGCUCUUGCUCUCGAAAUUUCCGAUAACUUUUCUCAAUUUGUCGUUCAACGUGCUCUUUCGAAUGAAAAAUUUUAUAGAGCAAUCAAACAAAUUGAAACAUCUUUGACUGUUCCUGUUGUGAGCGAAUCUAGAAAUCUAUAUGCCUCUGCUGAUAUUAAUCGUGAUAAAUUUACUGAAGCAAAGGACGCCUUUGAAAAGCCGUCAAGGAUUUGA
Molecule: messenger RNA, 900 nt
Organism: Naegleria lovaniensis
Lineage: Eukaryota; Heterolobosea; Eutetramitea; Acrasida; Naegleriidae
Exons: 1
Coding region: 1-900 (299 amino acids)
Source: RefSeq, a predicted model, not a curated record